AUGGCGAUAUCUACCGAUAAGUCAUGUUAUGAACCUAUAUCUAGGAUAGAUAAACUUAAAUUACAUUUUUUUUCGGUUUUUUAUGCAAUAUGGUUUAUUAUAAUUCGGGUUUUUAAAAGACUUUAUAAAUCAGAAAAAGUUUUACGCGAAAUCCGUGAUAAACCUCCACCGUGUUUAGUUGAUAACACUUUAGGUUCACAUUCUUAUAUUAAAAUAGGGAGUUUGAAACUUCAUUAUGUCGAAGCUGGAGAUAUUAAUUCACCAUUAAUUAUUAUGUUACAUGGUUUUCCCGAUUGUUGGUUCGGAUGGAGACAUCAAAUUAAAUAUUUAUCUGAAUAUUUUAGGGUGAUUGCUAUCGAUUUAAAAGGUUUUGGAGAUUCUGAUAAACCAGUUUCAAAACUCAGUUACAGAACUAGAAUAUUAAUAAAUGAACUUCAUCAACUCAUUAUUUCCUUUCAAUCCAAAUCGAAAAUUAUUAUCGGACAUGACUUGGGUGCUUAUCUUGGGUAUUAUUUUGUAACAAUUUACCCGAACUUAAUAAGUAAAUUUAUAGCAUUAUCAUGUCCUCAUCCGAAUGUUUUUUGGGAUUGCUUACCAAAAUCUUCGAAUAUAAAUUCAAAUAGCCAAAAAAGAAAUCGAACCGAAAACUUAUACAAAAAAUUUAAUGGAUUGUUUGUAUAA
Molecule: messenger RNA, 681 nt
Organism: Pediculus humanus corporis (human body louse)
Lineage: Eukaryota; Metazoa; Arthropoda; Insecta; Psocodea; Pediculidae
Product: epoxide hydrolase, putative
Exons: 4
Coding region: 1-681 (226 amino acids)
Molecular function (GO): hydrolase activity
Source: RefSeq, a predicted model, not a curated record